GCCCUCUUCUCCCUUCCAUCUCCUGAGCGAGACCGCGAAAAAACUCAACCCACGACAACCAUCCAACGACGACCAACGGCUCGAGACUCGCAGAGCAGACCCUUUGCCCGCUCGACUGAACCUCUUCAGCCGUCUUCCUCACGCGUCUCUCACACAGACGACCCGCGACCAGAUUAGCUUUCUUUGCAACCCCGACUGAACGGCCUUGGGCACUGGUUUUAUCCACUCCAAAGGCGCCACCCCAACACAAAAACAUCCGCGCCGUCCGCCGGUUCCCUCCCCCCUCGCGGCGUGGGCAAGGAAAAAAAAAACGAAGAAACCGUCCAUCAAACGAGUUCGUUCCCUCGAGCUCCGUCGACGACUCCUCCUCCUCUUAUCCACAAACGACGACCUCGAGUCCCCGACGAACAAGUGUCCACCAGCGACCCGGACACCCUUGUCUCGUCACCCUCCCGACGCGACCGAGGCCAUCCGCCCACCCGACGAUAACUGCCGUCCCAGACGCUCACAAGCGACGCUCAGGUGGCCCCCUCCUGAAGCUAUCCGCAGCUGCGCACCGCCCUCGGAGGCAGCAACGACGACGAACCAGGGCCCUUUCCCACGGCGACUGUGUUCCAUCAUCGCGACAACGCGCACCGCAGUCAUCAGCAGCUCUGGCCCCGUCGUCCUGCACAGCCGAUAUAGCCGCUCGUUUUUCGCGCUCGCACCGUCAGCUGUCCCCGCAGCCGCCUUUCCAGAGCUGUGAUCGCUUCGUGGCCUUCCGAAGUGCAUCGAAUCAGCGCAUCUGAAACUAGCUCUGAGAUCGCACGAGUCCCCCGCAGCCGCCUCGUUUCGCGCAUCGGUGUGCCUCUCGCUGCCACGUCCCCUCGCACGCGCAGCCGUCGCCCCCCAUCUCUCCGGUUCCCGCGAGCCAUCCCUCUCCGGGGGAGAUCAAUACCAUGGCAGACCAACACGAGGUCGACCUCGAUUCUAUAAUCGACAGGCUACUCGAGGUCCGGGGCAGCCGCCCCGGCAAGCAGGUCCAGCUGCUCGAGACCGAGAUUCGAUACCUUUGCACCAAGGCCCGCGAGAUCUUCAUCUCUCAGCCCAUUCUCCUCGAGCUCGAGGCCCCCAUCAAGAUUUGCGGCGACAUUCACGGCCAAUACUACGACCUGCUGCGCCUCUUCGAGUACGGCGGCUUCCCUCCCGAAGCCAACUACCUCUUCCUCGGCGACUACGUUGACCGUGGCAAGCAGUCGCUUGAGACGAUUUGUCUCCUGCUCGCCUACAAGAUCAAGUACCCGGAGAACUUCUUCAUCCUGCGGGGCAACCAUGAGUGCGCUUCCAUCAACCGCAUCUAUGGCUUCUACGACGAGUGCAAGCGCCGCUACAACAUCAAGCUCUGGAAGACAUUCACCGACUGCUUCAACUGCCUUCCCAUCGCCGCUAUCAUCGACGAGAAGAUCUUCACCAUGCACGGCGGUCUGAGCCCAGAUCUCAACUCCAUGGAGCAGAUCCGCCGCGUCAUGCGGCCGACGGAUAUCCCCGAUUGCGGUCUGCUGUGCGACUUGCUCUGGUCCGACCCCGACAAGGACAUCACGGGAUGGAGCGAAAACGACCGCGGUGUCUCCUUCACCUUUGGUCCCGACGUUGUCUCUCGAUUCCUGCAAAAGCACGACAUGGACCUCAUCUGCCGUGCCCACCAGGUCGUCGAAGACGGAUACGAGUUCUUCUCCAAACGCCAGCUGGUGACCCUCUUCAGCGCGCCCAACUACUGCGGAGAGUUUGACAAUGCCGGUGCCAUGAUGAGCGUCGACGAGAGCCUCCUGUGCUCGUUCCAGAUCCUCAAGCCGGCCGAGAAGAAGCAAAAGUUCGGAAGGCGAUAAAGCGCCCAGCACACCACCCUCCAAUUCUGCCGGACGACCACCACGCCAUGCGACGGGGGGCGUCCCGCCGUCGUCGCUGGGUAUCAACUUUUGUCUCUCUCUCACACACACACACUCUCACUCUCUACGACGCUCUUCGUGUCUCUGUACUCUCUGCGCUCGCCUCGCGCCGUUACCGGGACCAGGUCCGGCAGCGAGCAUCCCAGGUUGGGUCGGUUGUGCCUCCGAGGGGGGGCACGUGCAUGCGGUGUCGGGGCGCGUCACUGUUGUCUCGAUAUAGCGUGUGCCUCUUUGUCGGCGGGAUGAUGGGCUCAGGUCGUCUCUAAUGCUCAUAUGCGAACUUGAUCACGACAAACGGCUGUUUC
Molecule: messenger RNA, 2230 nt
Organism: Purpureocillium takamizusanense
Lineage: Eukaryota; Fungi; Ascomycota; Sordariomycetes; Hypocreales; Ophiocordycipitaceae
Gene: GLC7
Product: Protein-serine/threonine phosphatase
Exons: 6
Coding region: 939-1865 (308 amino acids)
Cellular component (GO): cytoplasm; nucleus
Molecular function (GO): protein serine/threonine phosphatase activity
Source: RefSeq, a predicted model, not a curated record